Rhopilema esculentum is the source of this 3107-nucleotide messenger RNA. RefSeq names its product hepatocyte nuclear factor 4-gamma. The record is from RefSeq and is a predicted model, not a curated record. Gene Ontology annotation, cellular component: nucleus. Gene Ontology annotation, molecular function: RNA polymerase II cis-regulatory region sequence-specific DNA binding; nuclear steroid receptor activity; zinc ion binding. Gene Ontology annotation, biological process: regulation of DNA-templated transcription. Lineage: Eukaryota; Metazoa; Cnidaria; Scyphozoa; Rhizostomeae; Rhizostomatidae.
UCCUGAAACAAUCCGUGAGGGCCUGAAGUUGGUCGGUGUUACAUGUUGGGUUAGAGACAUAGCUCGAGAGUGUGCAGAAAUCAUGUCCUAAUAAUUUAAAAUUCUAUGAUUUUUUUUGUCGUUAGAUCUUCGAAAUUAGAGAAGGAGGAACUGAAAGAUGUAAUUCAAAAUGAGUCGUAAAGAGGACUCAGAAGAAGCGAGUGAAGCCGGGGAAGAUGAUAUUAGCUUGUGUUUGAUUUGUGGAGACCGUGCAACAGGAAAACACUAUGGGUCUGUAAGCUGUGAUGGUUGCAAAGGGUUUUUUAGAAGGAGUGUCAGGAAAAAUCAUGUUUAUUCGUGUCGUUUCUCAAAGGACUGUAUUAUAACGAAGGACAAACGAAACCAAUGUCGUUACUGCAGGUUGAAGAAGUGUGUCAGUGUUGGCAUGAAAAAAGAAGCUGUACAAAAUGAAAGAGACAAAAUAACAAGAAAAUCUUGUGAUGAAUCAGACAAGUUACUUUCACCGCAAGUGCUUUUGUCAGCAGAAAUUCUUUCCAGACCUGCUCAGUCUCCACCAGAUCAACUGAAUCUGAGCAGGGAAGCUACAAGCAACGACAUUGUCGAAUCGAUGAAGCAACAACUGCUAGUGCUAGUCGAAUGGGCCAAGUACAUUCCGGUGUUCUGUGAAUUACCAUUGGACGAUCAGGUAUCGUUACUGCGUGCCCAUGCCAGCGAGCACCUGAUGCUUGGCGUCUCACGAAGGUCAAUGGCAAUCAAGGAUGCCUUGCUGCUAGGCAACGAACUCGUUAUCAGCAGAAGCCACCCUGAGGCUGACAUACGUCGGAUAGCGAUCAGAACAAUGGACGAGCUGGUGCAGCCAAUGGUCACCUUGGAGCUGGAUGAUACUGAGUACGCAUGUCUGAAAGCUGUCAUUUUCUUUAAUCCAGACGCCAGAGGCCUAAGCGACCCAAAGAAGAUAAAGUCAUUAAGAUUCGAAGUACACACGUCGCUUGAAGAUUACAUCAACGACAAAUGUUAUGAUGUACCCAAGGGGAAGUUCGGAGAACUGUUGCUGUUGUUGCCUACCUUGCAGUCAGUGGCACUGCAGAUGGUUGAGCAAUUGCAAUUCGCGCGGCUUUUUGGCGUCGCAAAAGUCGACAAUUUGCUUCAGGAGAUGCUACUUGGAGGUUCUGGUGUACAAGAUCAGCUUGAGGCAUUGUCACUAUCACCGCUGCCCGCCGUCAUGCCUACUAUGGAUUCGACAGCAGGAGCAACGAACUUUUGUCAAGGGUGUGCCGCGCGGCAGACUGCUGCGGAGGGAAACGAGAAUCGUACAGACGAGGAUGAUGGAGCGCCCCCUGCAAAACACAUGAAGGUUGGCCUGAAACCACAAGAAAGAGUGCAAUAUCCUUUUGCUAAUGGUACAGUUAUAAAGAAAGAUGUGCCUUGAUUGGCUCAGAAAGCGCGAACACGCGUCCGCUACCUGAUUAAAGAACGGUGCUGGUGCAGAACUGCAAGCCAUAUUAAGCAUCGGAAGUAGUUUUAGAGAAUUAAGUUUUUAACUCGGGCAAGCGCAGGAGAAUUUGGCGAAGUCUGUUUUUCGCAUUCAAAUGUGGUAGCUAUCAAUUUGAAUUUUAUUUAGAAGGGUGCUCCAUGAGUCACGUGCAACCUUGAGGAAGCGGGAAGUUGGUGGAAAAAAUUAAUAUGGUUAAACAGAAGGUGAUUCAUUCUAAACGACGUUUCGAUUAGAGAACACGAUAUCCUUGUAACUACGACAAUCGCAUCUCCUUCCAUUACUCAUUUAAACACCCAAAUUUUUUAAGUAAGGAAUAGUAAAUCGAAUGCUAAAUUUCAUUGCUUCAAAGUUAAUCUCUUGCACGAUUAUGAACAAUUUUUACUAUAGAAUAAGUAGGAUCAUGAUUUUAGAUCACUUUUCUGAUUUGAAGCUGUUUCGAGACCCCCUUUUGGAAGCUAACAUGGGCCUUUUUGUCAGAAUGUUUUUUCAACUUGUAACUGCAAACGCAUAAUAUUUUAUUAGUUCCGAAUGAUGAAUGUCUUUAUAUAGGUCCUAAUUUCACCACGAAACACACUGCUUUUCCUAGAAAUCUGUUCUAAGAUUUCCAUAACAAUUUUGUCUGUUUAAUUUGCCCCUAUAUAGUCUGUCGGUUUCAUCGUGUGAAAUUGUUUGCUAUGUGUCGUAGUUUCACUUUUUUAAACCCUAAUGCGUUAAGGUAUUGAUGAUGCGUUGUAAGCAUUCUGAGAACAUAAUCUGACGGUAAUUUGUACUUUCUUCUGAUUUAGACUUCCGUGUUCUGUGCAUCUUAAUUGUCAAUUCUGUUGCCAGUUAGAGUCUUGUUAGGUAUAGCGAUUGCAUUUGUCAUCAAUUAUGAUUUAUAUGUUCUUGAUUUUAAUAUUAUCUGCAAAAUUCUGUAUGUACACUACUCCUUAAUAUCGUGUACUGCAAACUUUGCAGAGGCAGUCUCACAACAAUUUACUCCUAGCCAGACAUGGUCUUCCAAGAAAGCAAAUAACAUCUUAUACCCUGUAUGUAUUUUGUGACUUUCACACUUUUAUGCAUUAUUCAAAUCUAUCAUCACCGUCAUUAGUAUUAUUAUCAAAGUCAGCAUCAUCAUGAUCAUCUUUGAACCAUUAUCGAUCCUCUCCAAUCAUCUCCAGACAUCAUCGUCUCAAAUGAACCUUAAGUCCUCAAUUUGAUGCAGAUAUCUACGCAUGCCUUGCUGGCUGUGAAGUUUACUGUGGAGUUUCGAAAAUUAAGGACGUAUAGAGUAUUUUAAUCAUUUUUCACUGUCAGAAUGUUCUUGUCAUAACAAUAUAUAGCUGACUGCCAUAUCUAAGAUAAUCCCAAAUUCGUAGGAUGCAAGUGACAUUUAAAUUUCUACUUACACGUUUAUUACUUGUGUGGCUAUGGUAGACCGUUGUCUUUUUAAACCAUUUCCAAGAAUUUCAUUCCUAUCCCAGCAUUCGUUGCAGAUCAUAUUUGUAAAUAGAUAUGGAAUUCCUAAGUCUCGCUGGCUCCUUUUAAUAUAACUGAUGUGAAUAAAACCUUUUCUAUUCAAAGUAUAUUGUAGAUUAUCGAUAGAGAUAAGUAUCAUCAAAGUGAUUUGCGA